AUGAGCGAGAACAACGUCAACAAUAGUACCGCCCAGGCACCGGCGCCCCACGUUGCAGCACAACAGGCAGGCAUCAUUGUUCCAGGAUCCGAUGCCCCGUUGCCACCCCAUCUCGCGUGGGCACUACAGGCAGCACCUUCAUCUGGGAUCGAUCCACUUUCAGGGCUAGCGUGGGCUUCCGAUCCCUCCAUACCACUUGAUCUCGGUGACUACCCAUCUCUUGUGGGCUCUUGGCGAUCCACCGGAUGGGGAACUUCCACAAAGGCCGCUCGCACAAACCAGACCCAGGAUGCGAACCAGACUGCCAACACCAGCAACAGGGCCUUGACACGCAUGAACAAUGGCCACAACAACAAUUACAAAUUCAUCGAGGACCAGCAUGGCAAUGCGAUCAACGGGUACGUGCUCCGGGAGCUUCUCAAGUAUGGUCGACGGCUUCUCGAUUCAAUCAUUGACAACAACGGUCUUGGCGAGCUCCACGCGAGAUGGAGCGACGUGCCACUACAAGAGUGCAUCUUCUUCUGGUACCUCUUUGAGAAGCAGUACCCUGUCCUUCGCUUCUGCUCUGCCCAUUGGAAAUGCGACAAGAUUGGCUCGAGGACCUAUACCAACUGGAGAAAGCAGGCGGUUAUACGACGUCGACGCAAUGUUGCUGCCGGCACUGCUGUUGCCCAGCCGGCUCCCGAGAUUCAGGCGGCUCCUUCAACUGCAGCUCCCCAGGCUCCGGCAGACUCUCAUGGUGACCCUCUGCCUCUCACCGGUGACCCUUCUCCCAGUGUGCUGGAUGCCCAGGGCCCUAUGGACACUGACACCGGUGCAUUGGCUGCGGAGCCGAACACUACUGAGAUGGCUGCUGGUGAUGUCACCAUUAAUCUCCAUGACAGGAGCGGCGAGCUCACCGCCGACCAGUACUGUGGGCUGGUUGAUGCACUGACAGACCCCCUAUCUAGUAUGGACUUUGCGGUUGAGCCGUCCGAUGCCCUCCCGACCAGCACCACUCUCCCUGCCUAUAAUCACACAGAAAACGGUGGCGAGGCCCACACCGACAACAACAGCGACUCAGCCGCUGUUUGUACCCCUGCAAAGCGCAAGUCAACCACUGCACCGUCAGCUCCACGCAAACGAGGUCGCCCCGCAAAAAUGAUGGCCAUGCCAAAGAAGAUCACGAACGCAAUGCUCUACUAUGCAGUCAACCACUUCGUAGUGACAGUCAAGGGGGCGAAGGACGAGUGUGAGGGCAGGUGGAGCAAGAUGUCGGAUGAGGAAAAGGCGCCGUUCAUUGUCGGGUUCACAAAACUCAAGGACGAGGAGAAGGCCACGAAGAAGGCUGCUAAGCAAUCUGCCAAGCACGCUGCUCCCAAACCCACCGAAAAGGCCGCCACAUCCUCCUCAUCUUCUACCUUGGACUAA
Molecule: messenger RNA, 1410 nt
Organism: Coniophora puteana RWD-64-598 SS2
Lineage: Eukaryota; Fungi; Basidiomycota; Agaricomycetes; Boletales; Coniophoraceae
Exons: 8
Coding region: 1-1410 (469 amino acids)
Source: RefSeq, a predicted model, not a curated record